CAACGGAUCAACCUAACCUAAUAUUGUUGCAUAGUUUGUUUUUUUUAAUGUUUUUUCUUUAUUAAUGCAAAUAAGGAACUAUUUUUAAAAUAAUUGUAAACUCAGACUUUUAAGAUAUUCCAAAAACGUAUGUGAAUGAAAAUUGAUCUGUAAGAAAGAUGUAUCAAGCGUACUUUGCGUUACCCGCCAAUUAUCAAACACGUGUAUAACCUACGGUUGAAGUUCAAGUGUAGUCUGAAGUUAUGGAUUCCAAAUUUAACUUAUUAUUUAAACACUCAAAUAAUGUACAACCAUUCCAAAUGAAGCGCAAACCAUCCCCUGUGGUUUUUAACAACGGUUCCCCGCCCCGUAAGAGACUUGCAUUAAAUAUAAACGUUAACUCGAACAACUUUGUGUCUAAGAACAAAUUAUCGAUACAAGAACAGCGACGAAAGUUACCCAUAUUCGAAAAGCGAAAUAAGCUAUUGGAACUUAUACGGAGGCAUAACACAUUAAUUAUAUUGGGUGAAACUGGAAGCGGCAAAACGACACAAAUUCCGCAGUACAUUAAUUCGGCCCGUCUCCAAAACAAUGGCAAGAUUGCAAUCACGCAACCGAGAAGAGUGGCAGCUAUUAGCGUUGCUAUGAGAGUGGCACAAGAAAUAGGCGAUUCGGGUGGUGUAGGCGAGACUGUCGGUUAUACUGUUCGAUUCGAGGAUGUGACUUCGCCUAGAACGAAGAUAAAAUAUUUGACAGAUGGAAUGUUACUUCGCGAAGCAAUGGUCGACAAUCUGCUGAUGGAAUAUACAUUUGUAAUAUUGGAUGAAGCUCACGAACGUACAAUUCAUACUGAUGUUUUGUUUGGUAUCGUUAAGCAGGCUCAAAAAGCCAGGGCGGAGAAAAAAUUACGACCCUUGAAGAUACUGAUUAUGUCUGCUACCAUGGAUGUUGAUCACUUCUCCGAGUAUUUUAAUAACUGUCAAGCGGUUUAUCUGGAAGGCCGAACAUACCCUGUUAAUGUUUAUUACACUUUAACUUCACAUGAGGAUUACCAAACGGCAUGUGUAGCAACAUUUUUCAAAAUACAUCGGCAAGCACCAUGGGAUCACGAUGUGUUAAUCUUUUUAACUGGACAAGAAGAAAUUGAAGCAGUGGCGCAACAGAUCAGAAUUUUGUCAAGAGAUCCAGACGUAAGUGGACCGUCAGUUAAAGUUUGUCCAUUGUACGCAUCACAACCAACCACGCAACAAAUAACUGUAUUUCAACCUGCACCUGAAAACACAAGAAAGGUCGUUAUCGCGACCAAUGUUGCCGAAACAAGUAUUACAAUAAGUGGAAUUCGUUUCGUUAUUGACGGAGGGAUGGUUAAAGCUAGGACGUAUCACCCGGCGACCGGUCUCGACAUGUUAAAAGUUCAAAGAAUUUCUCAAGAGCAAUCCUGGCAAAGAACGGGACGUGCGGGUCGUGAAACGGAAGGUUACUGCUAUCGCAUAUACACGCGCGCUCAAUAUGAACUCCUGCAGAAAAGUACAAUUCCCGAAAUUCAAAGAGCAAAUUUAUCGACGGUCGUUAUACAACUGCUCGCUUUAGGAAUCCACGCUGCCAAUUUCGACUUCAUGGAUAAACCGCCGAAGGAUUGCGUGCUAGCCGCCUUUGAGCAGCUGAAACUUCUUGGAGCGGUGGAAAGUGUUGAGAGUAGUAGUUUAACACCGCUCGGUAAGAAAAUGGUUCAGUUUCCGUUGGAUCCGAGGUUUAGUAAGAUUAUACUGUCCGCCCAAGAGUAUGAAUGUUUAGAAGAAAUUUUAACAAUUGUGGCCUUAUUGAGUGGAGAAGCGAUAUUUUUAAAUCCCUCCUCUAAGCGCGAACAAGCAACGACUUCUAGGCAAAAAUUUUUGUCACCGUAUGGAGAUCAUAUAACAUUAUUGAAUGCAUUUCGUGUGUAUCGUAACCUCGGUUCGAAUAGUCAACGUUCUUGGUGCCAUGAACAUUAUAUAAAUAUGCGAAAUAUAUCUUAUGCAGCUCAGGUGCGAACACAACUAUUGGAAGUGUGUCAAAGACUCAAAUUACCGGUUGUGUCUUGUGGUAAUGAUGUGGAACCAAUUAGAAAAUGCCUACUAACAGGUUUGUUUAUGAAUGUUGCAGAAUUACACAAGGAGAAACAGUACAUAACAUUAGAUAAGAGACAGGUGGUAAACAUACAUCCUAGUUCAGUAAUACAUGGACAACAACCGAAGUUUGUAUUAUUUACAGAAGUUGUUCAAACUAGUAAAUGUUACCUGAGGGGAUUAACAACAGUUGAAAGUCAGUGGUUGUACGAUAUUGUUCCUGACUAUGCCAGGUCACAUAUUAGGCUAAAUAAAGACUUAUAAUACGCGCUGUGCUCAUGACUUAGGUGCAAGUAAGUUCAUUCCGAGGGUGAAUUUAAUUAAAUUAGAUUAUGUUUAUGCAGUAUCUAGUCAUUCGGAUAUUCUUAAGUUUAUAAUGUAAAUUAUCUUAAAUUCCCUUUAGAUUUAAAUUUAUAAAUAAAUUUUUCGUAAUUUU
Photinus pyralis (common eastern firefly) is the source of this 2520-nucleotide messenger RNA. It is a transcript of the gene ath, whose product is annotated as ATP-dependent RNA helicase DHX33. The coding region runs from base 243 to 2348 and encodes 701 amino acids. Lineage: Eukaryota; Metazoa; Arthropoda; Insecta; Coleoptera; Lampyridae. Gene Ontology annotation, cellular component: intracellular anatomical structure; nucleolus. The transcript has 6 exons. The record is from RefSeq and is a predicted model, not a curated record. Gene Ontology annotation, biological process: positive regulation of transcription by RNA polymerase I. Gene Ontology annotation, molecular function: ATP binding; RNA binding.